AUGCAGAAAGUGCCGGAAAACUCGUCUCAAAAAUAUGCUGGUGGCGUCCCCGAGGCUGCGUUUUGGCGACAAGCCCGUCUCGGGUGCUGCCCCAGCAGGCUUUCAAUGCGGAGGAUUUGGGCCAGUUUCAGAUUUUCGGACUCGAAAUCAGGUGCUUCGGCCUGUGGACCGGUCCAUAUUGGCGGCUGGUCUGCCAUUGAGCAUCCGGAAGACGAACAAAAAAAUGUACAAAAUGAAAAUAAAGCCGAAGAAAAUGGGCACGGUUGUCGCCUCAAACGUUAA
This is a messenger RNA of Protopolystoma xenopodis, 282 nucleotides long. NCBI's taxonomy places the organism in Eukaryota, Metazoa, Platyhelminthes, Monogenea, Polystomatidea, Polystomatidae. The record is from the annotation of a GenBank genome assembly.